AUAAUUUCAUCCCGCUGCCAAUCUCAUCCUCUCGUCCUCUCAUUCCCCCCUCAACGCCAGCCUCUUUUGCAGAAAAGCUGCGGCAUGGGGCCAGUGGUGAUCCGCUUACCAUCACUGCAGCAAUCCUCAAUACCUGUCCAUCGGGUUGUUUCUGCAGAUUCUUGAUACUCCUCCCAGGAAUCGACAAAGCGAUGUUCCAGUCUUUCACAGGAAACUCUCGCCGUCCCCGGCAAGUGAACCUUGCUGGCCGGAACACCAACCCUUUCGCCGCUUAUCCCUCCGGACGGCAGAAUCCCCACGGCCCCGGUCCUCAGAAUACCCUCGCAAUCGCACAGCAGGAACGCUUAUUGAGACAGCAGGAGAGGGAUCGUUUAGGGGCCAGUCGGGUCGUUCAGCGGACCUGGAGGGGUUACCGGACCCGGAAGAGAACGUACGAGACAUGGCGGGAGGAGUGGGAUGCGACGGAGCGCGAGCGAGCAGGGCCUUUCCUAGCCUUCGAUGACCUGGCGAAGCUGCAGGGUGGUGUUCUGCCCCCUGCCGCUCCGUUUGGGACGGCGACCGCGUGCCUCUCCCAGCUGCGUCUCCUGGUUCAGGUCUUCGAGCCUUGGAACCGGAGUGAUGUUGUUCGGUUGGUAUAUUUCUCAGAUGCUUUCCAGCAAACACUACAUGAGGUUCCCUCUCUUGCGACCGAGGGAGAGUGGACGAUGCUGUUGAAACGCCUUGCGAAGCAUGCCUUGCGAGUUCUGCAAUCCGCAACCUCUCCAACGGUACCUGCAUUUGCGCUUAGCCGUCUCCUCCGGCUCUUGGUCUUCCUCACCAGCCUCAUCCCUAAACAGAUGGCACGUCUUGCGCCGGACUAUUAUUCUACGAUGGCCAUUCUGACAAGGAAUGUUGAAGUCAUCUCGAAUCGAUCUGACUUGUCACUCUCCGAUCUGACGCAGAGUGUUCUUGCAUUGCUUUUGCCGAUUACAUCGGAAACUCUGACCGCUUACGAGUGGUUUGCGAGGAGUUAUCUGACAAUACCCGAUCUUGUGGCGGUUCUAGGGUCGUUGGAUGUACUGGCGAACAAUCUCAAUUACAAGCUCCUCACGUCCGCUUUAGCUCCUCUGCAGUCUAAUUUGCCAGACCGCUGUCAAGGCCUAGAAGACGUAGAUUCCCGUCUCUGGCUUCUUGCGUAUUUUGUAUAUUUCCACAGAUAUGUAUUGGGGAACCAAGCUGGUCGUCAUGCCCCGGAGCUUGGUUUCGUGAGGGUCGUCUCGGAGCUUCUAAAUUCUACAGCGGUGCACAUAUCUCGACGCCUCGAGUCGGAAGAAUCGAUGGAUUUUGAUGAUCCCCCAAAGAAAACAACCCCCCUACACCCAUUCAUCAAAGACCAGCUAUGCAGCCUGGUUAACCAAAGCAGCAUUACUGGGUUGCUUUCGCAGCUUCCGUCCACUCAUCUGUCUCAGGGCGAGCUCGCAGACUCUAAUUCCGAUGCAUCAAGGGAAGCCAAGGUUUUGGCUACUUAUGCAUUGACCUUACUCAGAGUUUUCCCUCGACGGGGCGACGAUAUCCGCAUGUGGCUAUACUUGGGCUCAGCUACCCUAAUCGACCAAUCGACCGGUGGAGAAGGAUCCAGAAUACCGGCGAUUAAGUAUUUCUGGCAUGCGUCUCGGUCGAGUCGAUUAUUUUCCGUGAUCAGUCAAGACUCUACGAAAGUAUUAUCCUUGUUGAAGCCAGUCGACACCACGGCCAUCCGAUCCGCAGCAGGCCUUUCCCAAAUUGAGAGGGACCAAGAGUGGACGAUUGUCCUGCUUUUCCUCGAGCUAUAUACCUUUGUUCUCAAAGUAAUGGAUGAUGACGAGUUCUUUUCGAGCGGAUCUUCUUUUACGGCUUCAACCAACGCCCGUGUAUCGUGGACGAGGGAGAGUGCUCUCCCGUUGGAGGACAUCAAGGAUAUGACCGUCUUCCUCAAAAACCUUGCAUUUACGUUGUACUGGAACUCGGGAGAUUUGAACGAAAAUGAAAUGGUCCAAGAUACGGGCGGCAUCCGCAGUUACUUCAACUCAGCCACUCCACAGCCUGAUUCCAUUACAAGCGUCCGGGACAUUGAGAUCAAGAACAAGGAGCAGGGACUUCCCGGGGUUACCGGCAUCCCUCUUGACUACUUCAAAGGUCUUGUAACCGGGCUGUUGAGGAUGAUUCAUGAGCGUGAUUCGCGCCGCCGGUUUCUUCCGGACGGGCAUUGGUUGAUGACUAGCCGGUUUGACAUGGAAGGGUUCAUCCCCGCUGUUGUCGCAGAGGAGGAGAGCAGGCAUCAGCUGCAGGACGAGGAUGAAGCAGCGGAACAGGACGAUCUCAUGAGUGACGCUUAUUCCGAACCUUCUUUGGGAUUGAUUGGAACUGGCCGUGUUCAGCAAGCACGCCGUAUCGAAGCCCUUCGACGCCGUCAGCAGCAAGCCGCGCGCCGAAAACAGUUGGAAGCGGUCGCUCCACGGCUUGAAAUCCUCAAAAAUAUGCCCUUCUUCAUCCCGUUCCCCACGCGAGUGCAGAUUUUCCGCGAAUUCAUCUAUCGGGAUCAGAUACGGCGCAGACAAGGCUACAUCGACGCCGACUCCUGGCGGAUGUCUGUCGCCCAGGCCUCCAUGGGGCGGAUGAUCGAUGGCCGUCCCGCCGUGCAUGACAUCUUGAGUCGCCACCAUGCUAAUAUUCGACGCGAGAGUGUGUUUGAGGACGCAUUCGACCAGUUCUACGAGCUAGGAGAGGGCCUCAAGGAGCCCAUUCAAAUUACAUUUAUCGAUCAGUUCAAUACCGCCGAAGCGGGCAUCGAUGGCGGCGGCGUCACCAAAGAGUUUCUUACCAGUGUUACCAACGAAGCAUUCAAGUCCCCCGGCGAUCUGAGUUUGUUCGAGGAGAACGACCAGCACCUGCUCUAUCCCAACCCGGUCGCGGUCGAGCAACGGAAGGAGCACCUUCGACAGCUCGAGUUCAAGGAAGGCAGUCCCGAAUGGAACGAGCAGGUGCGCAAUCUCCUCCGACGGUAUGAGUUUCUCGGUCGAGUGAUUGGAAAGUGCCUGUACGAAGGGAUUCUGGUAGAUGUUGGGUUUGCACCCUUUUUCCUGCUGAAGUGGGCGUUGACGGGCGGAGUGGGUUCUGCCCAACGGGAGACGGCAUACCGAGCGCACCUGAACGAUCUGAAGGAUCUUGACUCGGGGCUUUACCAAGGGUUGCUGCAAUUGAAAAACUACCCGGAAGAUGUGGAAGACUUCUCCCUCAACUUUACUGUGACGGAUACCAUCCCGCUUCCCAACGGAGGCAACCGCACGAUCACGCGAGAUUUAAAGAGUAGCGGGUCCGAUAUCGUUGUGACCAACCAGAACCGGCUGGUCUAUAUCUCGUAUAUUGCUCGGUAUCGACUUCAGGUGCAGCCGGCGAUGCAAACCCAUGCAUUCUUGCAGGGGCUGGGACAGAUCAUCCAGCCGGCGUGGCUGUCCAUGUUCAACCAGACGGAGAUGCAGACGCUCGUGAGUGGGGAGUCGGGCGAUAUCGACGUGAUGGAUUUGCGACGCCACACGCAAUACGGGGGAGUGUACACGAUCGGGGACGACAAAGAAGAGCAUCCUACCGUCCAACUCUUCUGGGAGGUGAUGGAGGGGAUGACCAACGAGGAACGACAGAAGGUAUUACGAUUUGUGACCUCAACUCCCCGGGCGCCAUUGCUGGGGUUCAGCCAUCUGAACCCCCGGUUUAGUAUCCGUGAUUCCAGCGAAGACCAGGAACGGCUUCCAAGCACCAGCACCUGUGUGAAUCUCCUGAAGCUGCCACGAUACCGGAGUGCAGAGGUAUUGCGGGAGAAGCUCUUGUAUGCGGUGAAUUCGGGGGCCGGAUUUGACCUCAGCUAGACCUUUCUUUUCUUUCUUUUCUUUCUUUCUUUCUUUCUUUCUUUCUUUCUUUCUUGAACAGUGCAUAGCGGGCGUAUUCUUUUUUAUUAUCUCUUGCUUCUUCUUCUUUCUUGUAUAGACUCGAGUGCUGGAGCCCUUAAAGCGGCGCCCACUAACCCAGAUAGGUUUAGUGUAAUACGCGAACGAAAAAUACGAAC
Messenger RNA from Aspergillus ochraceoroseus IBT 24754, 4078 nucleotides. RefSeq names its product HECT-type E3 ubiquitin-protein ligase. Gene Ontology annotation, biological process: ubiquitin-dependent protein catabolic process; protein polyubiquitination. The record is from RefSeq and is a predicted model, not a curated record. The coding region runs from base 192 to 3881 and encodes 1229 amino acids. Lineage: Eukaryota; Fungi; Ascomycota; Eurotiomycetes; Eurotiales; Aspergillaceae. The transcript is spliced from 2 exons. Gene Ontology annotation, molecular function: ubiquitin protein ligase activity; protein binding.